Molecule: messenger RNA, 2661 nt
Organism: Trichoderma asperellum CBS 433.97
Lineage: Eukaryota; Fungi; Ascomycota; Sordariomycetes; Hypocreales; Hypocreaceae
Cellular component (GO): endoplasmic reticulum membrane
Source: RefSeq, a predicted model, not a curated record
AUGCAGAGGCAGCGCAGCGGCAGCGGUGCCAUCAAGAGAGCUCCAAGCCACGACAAUGUCCAGAAGCUGAGCGCCGCCGAGAUGCAGCAGCUGACCAAUGAGCCCAAGUCGCUUCCCAUUGCGCCAGCGCCAGACUUUGUCCAGGAGCGCGAGGCUAUUAGACAGUCUCUGAUGAGGCCGCCAGAGCCACACUACGCCGACGGAUUCCAGCGGCCGAAUGGCUUGGGGGCAGAGACCCGGACUGUCAGCGGAUGGCUGCCCAGAGAAGCCCGGACUCCCAUGCGUCGCUCUGCGUCUGCAAAUAGGACCGUAUCGACGCCGCCGACGACCCGAGAUGUCCAGGGCCUUGGCAUUCAGGCUCCCGCGUCACCGCCGCGGCGACUGUCGUUUGUUCCCGGGACACGGCCUCAGGGGCUGAACCUCAACCUGGAUGGAGCCGCUAAUGCAGGCACAAACGGAAGCGUGAUAUCACCGCCCAUCAAGACUGGACCACCAACUUUUGCAUCACAGCAGCCUGCGCCUGUCCAACCUACUGGCCCUGGUAUCCGGCCGCCAUCUCCUAUCCCGCCCAUAAUUCCGCUUCCUCCCAUGUCUAUCCCUACGCACCUUCAGCUCGAACUGGCCCAGCAGCGUCCAAGCCCUCUAUAUAUCCACCAGUCCUAUACCAACGACAUCCCGUACGAGUCUCACGCCGUCAAGUUUGAGCGUCUGAAGAACGUCCUCUUAAUACCCCCAUUCCUGGAGCGAACGCUGUACUUUGGUGCGCUGGCUUGCCUGGAUGCCUGGCUGCACACCUUCACCAUUCUCCCCAUCAGGUUCACCAUGGCCCUUGCCGUCUUGGUGCAGUGGUGGAUGUAUGUCAUCUUUAAGGAAGUCAAGUGGCUGAUUGGGUUUGUCUGGUACGGCCUCGGUCGCUUAUGGCGCCGAGCCCGAGCGGUCCGUGGCCGAAGAAUUAGCGAUGCCUCCGACAGUGCCCGAUCGCGCAGCUGUAGUAGAGCCAGCGAGGUCUCUGUGGACGGCACAUCACCUGGCAUUCGGCAACGUUCCAAUGUAAGGGUCCGUACCGAUUCGCGAGCCCGCGGCGCAAGCGAUGCUGCCGGGCCCAAGACUCCGUCGCUCCCGGCUCGCAGCAAUCCGGGACCGAAGUCGGGCAUGUUUCGGCACCGACGGACAAAGUCCAUGCCGUCCAAUCUCUCGUCCUUCCACAAGGCCGACUUGCUCCAGGGCGCCGUCAUCAUAUGUAGCUCUCUUGUGCUGAUGAAGCUGGACGCCAGCCGGAUGUACCAUCUUAUCCGCGCGCAGUCAGCCAUCAAGCUGUACGUGGUGUACAACAUCCUCGAGGUUGGAGAUAAACUACUAUCAGCCCUGGGACAAGACAUCCUCGAGUGUCUGUUUAGCUCAGAGACCCUAUCCCGUAAUGCGUCCGGCCGGUCCAAGAUUCUCCUACCGCUGGGCAUGUUUGUGCUUGCUUUGAUUUACUGCGUACUCCAUUCCGUGGCCCUGUAUUACCAGGUUAUUACGCUCAACGUGGCCGUCAACUCCUAUUCCAAUGCCCUCCUUACUUUGCUCCUAUCCAACCAAUUUGUCGAGAUCAAAAGCACAGUCUUCAAGCGCUUUGAGAAAGAUAGUCUGUUCCAGCUAACCUGCGCUGACAUUGUAGAGCGCUUCCAUCUCUGGGUCAUGCUGCUCAUCAUCGGCAUGCGCAAUAUUGUCGAGGUGGGCGGCCUCUCUGUACCAGGAGCUAGUAUGAGUGAUGACGCUCCCACCAAAGCGGCGCCUCUACACUCGGCAAGUAUUCUUCCUCACAGUUUUACCGUGCUCCCGUCUUGGGUCAUGUCGGGAGAGGUUCUUUCGCCAUUCCUCAUCGUUGUAGGCAGCGAGAUGCUGGUAGAUACCAUCAAGCAUGCUUAUGUGACCAAGUUUAACAACAUCAAACCCAAAUUUUACAACAGGAUUCUCGACAUCUUGUGCAAAGACUACUACACCAAUGCCUUCACCGCUCCCGCUCUUACAAGAAGACUUGGCCUCGCUGUCAUCCCUCUAUCCUGUCUCUUUAUCCGCGCCUCCAUCCAAACAUACCACAUGCUCCUCUCAGCCCACGUCCCUAUGCCUCUCCCCAUAUCAACCCAGACAUCUCUAACAGAAGCAUCCGCAACGCCCUCCUCUCCCGCCAUGAUAGCAGCUCUCAACCGCUUCGAUACUCUUAUCCGCGACUCUCUGGGCCGCGCCACUUACGGAUACCCUUACGACCAUCCAUUAAACUCUCGCCCCUGGUACAGAUGGACCUCAGACGAUGUCAUUGCAGCCAUCACCAUGGUAGUUGUCUUCUUCAUCGUCUUCCUCGUGCUCCUCAUCCUUAAACUCCUCCUUGGAAUGGUCCUCCUCAAGUACGCCCGCAACCGCUACGCCAAGAUGAAGCAGAAGGAAGCCCUCGUUGCCGCUGGACAGGCAGAAUGGGAUAACUACAAGGCUAGCGGAAUACGAGUGGGAGGCUUUGGAGAGGUGGAAGUUACGGAAGACAAGCGCCGCUGGAUCAAUGCUGAUCCUACUGAAGGUUUGAGGAAGAAGAAGAAGGGGGGAGACGAUAGAAAGGCGACAAACGUGGAGGGAGAUUACCAGGGUGUGUUUCGAUAUGAUAUGGUGGAAAAGAGGAUUUGGUGA